GGGUAACACUCGGAUAACGAAAUAUGAUAUUUUUCACUGCGGCGAGGUCGACAAUCUGGAUGCGUCAAUUUAGUGGAGCGGGGAGAUCUUGACAAGGCUGUGGUUAGAGAUCCCGAGGUCGGCCCGUGAGGAACAGAUUUGCAUGCAGGGUAGCACGUGACCGAUGUUUCCCCGCGACGCGACACGGCUGAGAGACGCGACUUACGAUGCUGCUGGGGCCAUCACAACGCAACGACAACGGGCCUCAUGUUGCAACAUCCGCCACCAUGGACACGAUCCGGGGAUAUGGAACCAGUCAGAUGCCCUUGGCCGGCGCCAUUCUGUGCUGCACCUCUAUCCCCCCCGAACAGCGCACGGCCCUCGCCCAGAUAGGGGCGCAAAUGGGCGCAACUAUCAAGCUGGACCUGACCUCCGACGUUACGCAUCUCGUCGUCGGUAACAUUAAUAGCGCGAAAUACCGGUACGUCGCAAAGUCACGGGAAGAUGUCAAGGUGCUUGCCCCCGAGUGGCUUGAAGCGCUUCGAACCGUAUGGAUGGAGGGGGAAGAUGUCAACGUGGUAGAGCUGGAGGACGAGUACCGACUGCCUACCUUCUUCGGCCUCAAGAUCUGCCUUACUGGUUUUGAUAACCCGGACCAGCGAAAGUAUAUUCAGGAAUCGGUGGUGCACAAUGGUGCCGAGUAUCACGGCGACCUCACUAAGAACGUCACUCAUCUGAUAGCGGCUAAGCCGUCCGGCAAGAAAUACGAACAUGCAGUCAAUUGGAAAAUGAAGAUUAUAUCAUACGAAUGGUUCCAGCACAGCCUGGAGAGAGGCAUGUCUCUUGAUGAAGCCUGCUUUCACCCUACAAAGCCUGAGGAAGAGCGAGGAAAGGGGGCUUGGGAUCGCAGACCAAGCAUGUCCCCAACACUAGGGAAACACGCUAGGGAGGUGGAGCAGAGUCACACGGUCAAUCCACACCGAAGAAAAUUGAGGCGCUCUGCGAGUUCUAGGAUGGGCAGUCAAAGCGAAGCCUUAUGGGCUGGUAUUACUGCCGCUGGAUUAGAAAGAAAACGAAAUGAGGAAGACGACUGGCAAGAUGAGAACUUUGUCAAGCCAGCGCUUCCGCGCGACAAUGUUCCGAGUCACCCUAGCGCCAUGACAGCCAUGCACGAAGAUGGUGCACAGCCCGGGCAAGAAGACACUGCCUCCCAAUCCCUCCCACAGAUCGCUUUACCUUCCAAUGGGAAAACCGGAAUAUUUGAAGGACGCGUAGUAUUUGCACAUGGAUUUGAUGAAGGAAAGACCAAUAUCCUUCGAGAAGUAUUGACUAACGAUGGGGCAAUCAUGAUGCGCGAUGCUUCAGACCUCGAAAAUCUCUCUGCAGAUGACCUCAGGCGGAGCUAUCUGAUAAUACCUCACGACGCGGAACCUGACCUCACAUCACUUCCGGGAGGCGCCGGUGCAAUGCAUUUAGUCACUAAUUGGUGGGUCGAGCGCUGUCUCCAUACAAAGUGCCUAGUAGACCCCACAGGCCAUGUUCUUUGCAGGCCUUUUGAUAAACUCAGCAUUAGUGGGUUCAACGGCCUGACGGUUAGCUCGACGGCAUUCACCGGCAUUGAACUACUACACGUGACGAAAGUGAUCCCACUGAUGGGUGAGUCCUACGACGAAUUUCUCACACCAAAGACGUCUGUCAUAGUGUGCAACACCCACAACCCAAACCAAGAGAAGCUCAAGUUUGCCACUGAGAAGCGAGUCCCAGCUGUACAUGCCAAUUGGCUGUGGGAAUGUCUUCGUACUAGUGAAUUCCAGCCAUAUGAUGCAUAUCUCCUAAAUACAAUAACCCCUAGUCCGCAAAUAACCCAGGAAAAGCAUGAAAACAACUACACCGAAGUCCCUACCGCACCUCUCUCCGAAGAAGACAGCGCAAAGCUCCGAAAGAAGAAAGCCCACGCAGCAAAGCCACCGUCGAAGCCUCGAAAUGGCUCUCAGCGCCCUCGUACUCUAGACCUUGCUUUAUCCGCUGACCCCACGCCCCUAUCGACGACCGGGUCGAAUGCUACUACCCAGGACUCUAAUUCUAGUUCUACGGCACCUUUCACUGGCACCUAUGACGCACCAGCUCCUUUACCACUUCAGAACAUCAAUCCAGGUGUGAAUUCUCCCCGACGCCCAUCAACCUCUUCGAAUGCCUCAAGCACAGACAUCAACACCAAAGCGAACUCUGCAUCUACAUCCCGAUACACUUCUACAUCGGACGUACCUAGGAAACCUACGCACACGUCUCGUAAAUCCAAGUUCACAAAAGAACCCUCACCAGACUCUGUAAUUCCUCCUCCAUCCGAACCGGUACUUAAAGAGAAGGACUAUUCGAGCCUCAUGUCAGAGCUCCUCACGCACCGCAAGGCCGCUGCUGAAAAGAACGCUAAUCAUGAACCGGAUAAACGCCGACGACAUCGACAGUUGGGACGGGCGACAUCGACUCGUUCGAAUCCUUCCACUGCGGGAGAGAUUGAUUUAAAGACCAGCUCACUGAAGGACGACGAUAAUGACGGAGGGGAAUUGAAUCUGGUUGGAAAGGAGAAGGAAGGGAAUGGGUAUCAGCCUUAUCAGCCGAGCCAGGAGCUGGGAUGGGAGCCGCCGGGGGUCCAGGAAUCGAGACCGAUGGGAGUGGUGAGGGACGUUGUUAGUACUGCUGGGGGGUUGCCGAGGAUGGGGAGACGGAAGAGGUGA
This is a messenger RNA of Lindgomyces ingoldianus, 2714 nucleotides long. RefSeq lists its product as uncharacterized. The coding region runs from base 207 to 2714 and encodes 835 amino acids. NCBI's taxonomy places the organism in Eukaryota, Fungi, Ascomycota, Dothideomycetes, Pleosporales, Lindgomycetaceae. Gene Ontology annotation, biological process: mitotic DNA replication checkpoint signaling; mitotic G2 DNA damage checkpoint signaling; DNA replication initiation. The transcript has 7 exons. The record is from RefSeq and is a predicted model, not a curated record.